AUGUCACAUCAACCAUCAUCCACUGUUCGCGUUGCUGUCGCUCAGUUCGAGCCAGCAUGGCUUGACCUACCAAAAGCUGUCGAGAAGACCUGCCGUUUGAUCCGCGAGGCAGCAGAGAACGGCGCAAAACUUGUGUCGUUCCCCGAAUACUCAACCGAGAUGCGUCGCAUCUGCCAGAGUGCUGCAGACCACCAUAUCGCCGUUGUGCUUGGGUUCAGCGAGAACUUCAAAGGCUCGCUUUACAUCUCACAAGCUAUCAUCAAUGCCGAGGGUAGUAUCGAAGUUCUGCGUCGGAAGCUGAAAGCGACGCACAUGGAAAGGACGAUAUUUGGAGAUGCAUCGGGCUCUGCUCUCCAGAACGUCGUGGAGCUGCCGGACGUUGGACGCGUUGGUGCUCUGGCUUGUUGGGAGCAUACGCAACCACUGCUCAAAUACCACACUUACCAUCAGAGAGAAACCAUACAUGUUGCUGCGUGGCCGCCGCUGUACGAUCAUGAUGGCGGUCCAGGCUUGUACUCCAUGAGCAAAGAAGUUGGUAAACAGGUUGCCGCAGCCUCUCCCAAGUCUACGCCAUGGAGUCGCAAUCCUUUGUUCUGCAUACUACAGCGGUAA
Molecule: messenger RNA, 612 nt
Organism: Alternaria incomplexa
Lineage: Eukaryota; Fungi; Ascomycota; Dothideomycetes; Pleosporales; Pleosporaceae
Exons: 3
Coding region: 1-612 (203 amino acids)
Molecular function (GO): catalytic activity
Source: RefSeq, a predicted model, not a curated record